AUGGCACCCACAACACCCUCCACAGCUGCAACUCCCGCAGAAUCCACAACCAAACGCAAAAGAAAAGUUAAGAACAAGAGCAACAAAGUCACAAAGAAAACCCAGGCAACCCCAGAACAAGAAGCAAAAUCUAGUAAGACCAAGAGCAAGAAUGUCACAGAGACAAGCGAGGCAGACCCCGAUGGAAAACCAAGACCAUUGAUCAAAGAGAAAGCUUUGGUCUUGGUUGAAAACCCAAGCCCAUUGAUCAAAGAACGAAAAGCAAAAGCCAGUAAAACCAAGAGCAAGGAAGUCGUAGAGACAACGAGUGAGGCCGAGCCAGAUGGAAAACCAAGACCAUUGAUCAAAGAGAGACCCUUGGAGUAUCAUGAGCCUUUCAAAGGUUAUAUCGACCACUACGGGUGGGGCAAGCUCACCGGUGAGCGGAAGCAUGCCAAUAAAGAAUGGGUUUAUGAGUUCUAUGAUGCUCUCAAGGAUCAUAAAGAUUUCGUAGUCACCAUGUAUGGUCACCCCAUCGAUUUCAGUCCCAUGGCCAUUAAUGAGUACUUUGGAUUGACUACCUUGGAUGAUAAUGGGAAAAGACGCUUGAGCUACACUACUGAGGAGUUUGCCAAAUUUGAUGAGAACUCACAGCAAGAAGAUGUUUUUGGCACUUUGUUCACUUCUGAGCAUCACAAUGCUCUUGAGGGGAAAUGGACAGCACUGCCAAGAGGUUGGUUUAAUCCGAUUGCUAGAUCGUGGAUGUAUUUUGUAAACUCUUCUCUUAUGCCAUCUAAGCAUUCCUCUACGGUGCAAAAGAAAAAAAUUCACCUCAUCUAUGCCAUCAUGAAAGGAUGGGGGUUAGACAUUGGGAGGAUCAUCAAUAGGGAAAUCCUUGUAGCAUUGAGUGCAAAGGAUGGUUUGCCUUUUCCACAGCUAAUCACACAACUUUGUUUGAAGGCGGGCAUCCAAGAUGAGGGCAACCUCACACCUCUCAAUCCGGGGCAAACCAUCAAACUUUCAUCAUAUUUACCGAAAGGCGAAGCACAAGUAAGGCAAAAGCAACUCGAAAAACAAGUCUUGAAAUUGCAAGGGACUCAAGAAGGUUCUUCUAAUGAGUUUCAAGGAGCACAAUCGAGCUCUGAGGACGAAGAUACUUGGAAGUGCAGGGUGGAAGAAGAAAUUAAUGAUAUCCGUGUCCAAAUCGGCUUAAUGGCUGAUUCACAGGCAGAAGCUCUAAAAGAAUUCAAGGAACUCAUGCAAAAACAAAUUCAAAACAGUGAGGAGGCUUUGAAGGAACAAAAAGAAUUCAUCCGAAAACAAAUGGAACACAAUGAGGCCGUGAACAAACUUCUUUUUAAGGAUUUGGAAACCACCGAAAUAUCGAAUGGACAUCCACUUCCAGGGACAAGUUAA
Oldenlandia corymbosa var. corymbosa is the source of this 1395-nucleotide messenger RNA. The record is from the annotation of a GenBank genome assembly. NCBI's taxonomy places the organism in Eukaryota, Viridiplantae, Streptophyta, Magnoliopsida, Gentianales, Rubiaceae.